This is a messenger RNA of Pelecanus crispus (Dalmatian pelican), 3375 nucleotides long. The record is from RefSeq and is a predicted model, not a curated record. Lineage: Eukaryota; Metazoa; Chordata; Aves; Pelecaniformes; Pelecanidae.
AUGACUCUUCAGGAAAUGGUGAAUCAGGCAGCUGGCCUGUACUCUGACAGAAAAGCAGUUUGGUUUAAUGAAUGCGAUGACAAACCUCCAACUUUCUACACGUAUGCGACGGUGGUUAAGCUUGCCAUGGAAUUAACAGCUUUCCUUCAAAAGCACUGUGGUCAGGAAGGAAAAUGUGAAAUAGGCCUUUACUGCUAUCCAGGAAUAAACUUACCGUCUUGGAUCUUAGGAAUCCUUCAAGUUCCAGCUGCCUAUUCUCCUAUUGAUCCAGAUGCACCACCAACGGUAUCCACUUACUUCAUGAAGAAAAGCAAUCUUCAAUAUAUUCUUGUUGAGAAUGACAAAAUAAAUAAAUUCCGGAUGUCCCAUGUUGGUUGGUUUGAGUGCAAUUCUUCCACAAUAGAACCUAUUGGUUUAACUCUCUUCCAAAUAAGCUCAAGCAACACUGAUUUAAAUUCACAAGUAGAUGAUGUGAAAAGUAAAUAUGAACCUGUCAGAGCUAUGGGUAACUCACAGCCAGGAUAUACCAUUUGCCCAGACCAAACUGAAGUAAAAACAUCAGAAGGAGAACACACGGACGUUGGCCAGAAAUACUCUUUAGCAUAUGUCUUGCAUACAUCAGGAACUACAGGGAUCCCCAAAAUAGUCAGAGUGCCUCAUAAAUGUAUAGUGCCAAAUAUUCAGCAUCUUAAAUCCAUAUUUGAGAUCACACAGGAUGAUAUGCUGUUCCUGGCUUCUCCUCUAACAUUUGACCCAUCUGUGGUUGAAUUGUUCAUUGCUCUGACAAGCGGAGCCUCUAUUCUUGUAGUACCAAACACUAUUAAAAUGAUGCCUGUGGAGCUGUCUGCUGCACUAUUUCACCAUCACCACGUGACAGUGUUGCAGGCAACACCAACACUUCUCAGAAGGUUUGGAGCUCACAUUAUUAAGUCAACAGUGUUGUCUGCAAAUACUUCACUUCGUGUUUUAGCCCUUGGUGGUGAAGCAUUUCCUGUACUGAAUCUCUUGAAAAGUUGGAAGCACAAGGAGAACAAAACAAGUAUUUUUAAUUUGUAUGGUAUUACUGAAGUGUCAAGCUGGGCCACAUGCUACAAGAUUCCUGAAGAGGUUUUUAGUGCUGAUUUUAGAACUGAUUUCCCUAUACCUUUGGGGUCACCACUCCUUGGAACAAAAGUUGAGGUCAGAGAUGCCAACGGUUCUGCAGUUCUAGAAGGCGAGGGACAAAUAUUUAUAGGUGGUGAAGAACGAAUCUGCUUUCUUGAUGAUGAAAUAACUGUACCCCUGGGUACAAUGAGAGAAACAGGGGAUUUUGUAAGAGUGCAGAAUGCAAAGUUGUUCUUCGUGGGUCGGAAAGACAAUCAGAUUAAACGUCACGGCAAACGUUUUAAUAUUGAAUGUUUGCAGCAGGCUGCUGAAGAUCUUUGUCAGGUAGAAGCUAAAAAAAAGCAGGAAAAACUUAUCCUGUUUGUUGUACCCAAAGAUGAUUUCGAAGAGAGAGAAACACUUAAAGAACUGCAGAAAAGUCUACCAGCUCAUGCAGUCCCUGAUGAGCUUGUACUGAUUAAAGCUUUGCCUUUAACAUCACAUGGCAAAGUUGAUAUAUCUGAACUGAACAAGAUUUACCAGAACCAUCUAAACUCCAGAAGGCGUGACAGUAAGCUGAGUGGCGCAGAGGAAUUGUGGGAAAGAUUGCAGUAUUUAUGGAAGUCUGUUCUGGGUCUCCUAGGUGAUUCCACCAGAAUUUCUAAAGAUGCGGUAUUUCUGUACAGUGGUGGAGACUCCUUAAAGGCUCUACGAUUUUAUGAUGAAAUUGAGAUGCUAGUAGGCAAAGCUGUGCCUGGACUCCUCGAAGUUAUUCUCAGCCGCUCAAUUGAAGAGGUUUAUAGACAUAUCCUUAAAAUUCUGUUUCCAGAUGAAGACCAAUUAAUGAAUUAUGACAAUGUUGUGAAAAGAAAAUUAAGUGGGAACAGUGGAGAGGACUUCCAUGGAAAAUAUAUUAAACUGAAAUCUGAAAGAAAUCUUGAGGUUGCUUCAGGGUUAAUUUCAUUUAUUGCACUAAGCAGAGGAAAUCAUUUUUUCUCUAUGAAUUUCACCAAGUCUUUUAUGCAACCCAACAAUACAGUACAGGUAGGAGUGGAACUGCUACAGCAACCAUCCUUUCUGCAUUUAGUGACUCCAAGUAUAAUGAAAAGCCACGCACAAGGGUAUGAAACGGAGAACAGAAUUUUAACAAUUACGAACAAGGCAAAUAAAACCGACUGUUGCUCUGUACAGCAGAUCAAUGCAGAAUGCAGUCAUGUAGCAACGGCAGAGUUGGCAUUAUGCACAAGAUGGAAGUCCAAUACAAGAAAAUGUGUUGAUGCAUCACCACUGGUUGUAAUACCAUCUAAAGAAGAAGUAUCUGCAUCUGUAUAUAUUGGUUCUCAUUCUCAUGCAAUGCAGGCAAUUGAUCUAGAUUUGGGAGAAAUAAAAUGGGAGAAGAACCUUGGAGAUCGUAUUGAAUCUUCUGCCUGCGUAUCUAAGUGUGGAAAUUUCAUAGUUGUUGGUUGUUAUGAUGGCUUAGUGUAUGUGCUUCAAAGCAGUGAUGGGGAAAUACACUGGACUUUUGUCACAGAAGAUACUGUGAAAAGCUCUGCAGUUGUAGACCCUUCCAGUGGACUAGUCUACAUAGGAUCACAUGACCAACAUGUAUAUGCUUUGGAUAUUUAUAAAAAGGCAUGUAUAUGGAAGUUACAUUGCGAAGGUGGAGCUGUGUUUUCAUCUCCUUGUCUAAGUUCUUUUCCACAUCAUCUUUACGUUGCUACACUAGGAGGACUACUAUUGGCUGUAAACCCAGUGACGGGGAAUAAGAUUUGGAAAAGCUUCCUGGGAAAACCACUCUUCUCCUCUCCUCACUGCAAUGAGAAGUACAUUUGUGUUGGGUGUGUGGAUGGAAACUUAUAUUGUUACACUCAUUCUGGAGAAAAGGUUUGGCAGUUUUCCACUAAUGGACCAGUAUUUUCAUCUCCAUGCAUCUCAAGUUUAACUAAGCAAGAAAUAUUUUUUGGCUCCCAUGAUUGCUUUAUCUACUGUUGUAACAUGGAGGGUAAUUUACUGUGGAAGUUUGAAGCCACCUCAAGUGUAUAUGGAACACCAUUCGUUUUCCAAAGUGAUGACUUAAAGAACAAAAUUCUUUUGGCAGCAGUAUCUACAGAUGGCAAAGUGUGGAUCCUGAAUGCCAAGAGUGGAACGGCAGAAGGAGUAGAUAAGCUGCCAGGAGAGGUUUUCUCUUCCCCUGUAGUAUGGGGAACAAAGCUUGUUGUUGGCUGUAGAAAUGAUUAUGUUUAUUGCCUAGAUUUGUAUAUAACAGGCAAAAAAGAACAGCUAAGAUGUUAG